Molecule: messenger RNA, 1325 nt
Organism: Ornithorhynchus anatinus (platypus)
Lineage: Eukaryota; Metazoa; Chordata; Mammalia; Monotremata; Ornithorhynchidae
Product: C-type lectin domain family 2 member L-like
Exons: 6
Coding region: 79-909 (276 amino acids)
Source: RefSeq, a predicted model, not a curated record
UCCGAAAAGUAGUUGAGCGUGCCGGUGUGCGCGGCUUUGGGAGCGGCCGUCCCGGGACAGAAGAAGGAUUGAGAGCGGAUGGCGCGGCGGGGCGGCUCACGACGAGGCCGAGGACGAAGUCCAGGCCGAAGUCCAGGCUCAGGACCGGCCGGGGUGCUCUUGUCGGUGGAGGAGACCGGGCGGUGCGGGGGUCCCGGGGAUGCGGGGGUCCCGGAGCCCCCGGAGGGUCCGGGGAUGCAGGCCUCGUCGGUGCAGCUGAUCCCGGGGGCGGCGGGAUCCCCGGACAAGGUCCCCUCCGGGACGCCGGACGAGGGGUCGCCGCUGCCGGAGCCCUGGGCCCUGCGCGGGCCUAAUCAACAGCCGGAUUCUUGGACUGCCGCCCUGCGAGACAAGAAGACAUGGAUCUUGCUGGUCGGGUUCGGGAUUUUGUUCCUCACCAUCAUCAUGACUUCGCAGCUAUGGAGAAAUGAUGCCCCCGCCCCAUCUCCAGCUUUUUGCCCUGUUGACUGGACACCUUUCCGGCAAAGCUGCUACUUCUUCUCCACUGAUGGAAGAACUUGGGAUGUGAGCACUGGCUUGUGCUACGUGAAUGGCUCCUUCUUAGCUGUGCUCGAAGACCUGCAGGAGCUGACACGGUCUCCGCCGCUGCUCUCUCCAGCGGAGGCCGCUCCUUCUCCCACUCCCCCGGACUUACCGGUGUUUAUUAGGAAACACACAAAAGGAGAGCUCUGGAUUGGGCUUCGUCGAAGAGGAGAGGACCUGUACUGGGUCAACGGGACAAAACUGGAUCCAACGGUGUUCCCGGUGGCAGGAUUGGGAGAGUGCGCCUACACCGAUCCUACUGUGUUCUCCACCUCUUCGUGCUCAUUGACUCGUUCAUUUAUCUGCAAGAGGCCCAGAACCACAUGACGGGAGCCCUGACCACACUUUUAAGUUAUUAGAAGAUGUAAUAUAUAUUUGAUACUAUUAAAAUGUUUUAUGAACUAAUCAUAUGAAAUAUUUUAUGAAGUGUUUUUAAAUUUGUAAAUUAGUGUGUGCUGUCGUAAUUGAAGAGGCCAAUGGGAGCUGAAGCGGGUGAAGCCUCAGGGGAGCUGAAAGCUUGUCUACUUUGCUGUAGAAAGCAGGCGACUUGCCAAGCCUGUGCACUGCGAUCCAUCUCUUUUGGACACUUGGUAUUCACCCCAUCUUUACCACACAGCACUUAUGUCCUUAGCCAUAUAAGGACAUGUGACCUUUCCUUUCUUGGUGGUCUGUCUCUGUUGUCUCUGUUGUCCUUUUGGAUGCACUGUGAUAGUGUCUAGCCAGGAACUAUAAUAGUUACACAU